GGCGCCUGCGUAGUUUGUCUUGAGCAACCAACUGAUGGAAGUAAAUAAUGGCGGUGCUAAGGGAGAGAUGAAACAAUAUACAAUCCCCAACAUCAAGGCCUUUUGACGAAUAACAAAUGUCGAUCGAGUUGAACGAUCUGUAGAAAAAAUAUCUAACUUUCAAAUGGUAGCCAUAUUUUAAAGACAAAACGAUCUGGCAAGAUGGAGCUUAGGGUCGGAAAUAAAUACAGACUUGGCAGAAAGAUCGGCAGCGGUUCUUUUGGGGAUAUUUAUUUGGGAACUGAUAUUUCUAAUGGAGAAGAGGUUGCUAUUAAAUUGGAGUGUGUCAAGACCAAACAUCCUCAAUUGCACAUUGAAAGCAAGAUUUAUAGAAUGAUGCAGGGAGGAGUUGGAAUUCCUACCAUAAAAUGGUGUGGUGCAGAAGGAGAUUAUAAUGUUAUGGUAAUGGAGUUGUUGGGUCCUAGUCUUGAAGACCUAUUCAAUUUUUGCUCACGGAAAUUUAGUUUGAAAACCGUGCUAUUGCUUGCUGAUCAGUUGAUAAGUCGGAUUGAAUAUAUCCAUUCUAAAAAUUUUAUUCAUCGUGAUGUAAAGCCUGAUAACUUUCUGAUGGGUUUAGGCAAAAAAGGAAAUUUGGUGUAUAUCAUAGACUUUGGACUUGCCAAAAAAUAUCGAGAUGCUAGAACACAUCAACAUAUACCUUACAGAGAAAAUAAGAAUCUCACUGGUACAGCUAGAUAUGCUAGUAUAAACACACAUUUAGGCAUAGAACAGAGUAGACGUGAUGAUAUGGAGUCUCUAGGUUAUGUGUUCAUGUAUUUCUUGCGAGGGAGUUUACCCUGGCAAGGUUUAAAAGCAGCUACAAAGCGACAGAAAUAUGAACGAAUCAGUGAGAAAAAAAUGUCAACCCCAAUUGAGGAGCUCUGUAAAGGAUUUCCCUCUGAAUUUGCUACUUACCUAAAUUUUUGUCGAUCUCUACGUUUUGAUGAUAAACCUGAUUAUUCCUAUCUUCGACAGUUGUUCCGAAACCUCUUCCAUCGUCAGGGCUUCACAUAUGAUUAUGUCUUUGACUGGAAUAUGCUGAAAUUUGGGGGUCGGAGUGCUGAGGAAACCGAACGAGACCGUAAAAUGAGUUCUACAGCUCGAGCAUUACAGGGAACGCCAGGAGGCAUAGGACGAAUGCGCGGUGAACCAAUUGGGUUAAAUCCUGGGGGUCAGAUGUCUGCAGAUUUUAAUAACAUGCGAGGCCUCUCCUCUCGGCUGAAAGAGAGACUCCCAGCACGGCUGUCCCUAGCUACCAAAGGUUCAGGCUCUCAAGAAGGUGUGACAGAGAGUAGAGUGAGUGAGAGACUAGCCACACCAUCUUCUGGUGGUAGGUUAAGUAUGAAGGGUUCAGGGCUCCCAGUACCUAUAGGUAGUAGUGCAGAUGGCUCGAAACUAAGACGUGUUGCCGGUGAUAGUAGAGGAUUGUCAACUAAACAACGUCAAACAUGAACUUAAUUGGCAAUUAGUGAAUUGAUAAUUUUAACAAGUGUUUCCUAAAAUUACUCUAUUUAUUAACUGCGACUGUUUAUGAUAAUAUAUUGCUCCAACAGAAUAUUAUGGUAAUAAGAUAAACGCAAACAAGUAUUUACGGCAUUAUUAUAAUCAGACGGAAGUGUAAAUUUAGUUGAUGUGAGGCUGAUUAAAUCUAGACAGACGUAUUUUGUGUUUCUAGUGCAAUGCAAUGGGGGAAAAACCCAGUUGAAGUCUAAUAAAUAUCCAAUUUAUUUGGUUCGAAUGUGACAUUAUACAGCAAUUGUGUAUAUGAACAAUGUUUUAAUAUUAUAUAUACUGUGAAGUAUAUGGUUUUGUUUUAAGCUCUGCAAUCAGGUACUGUUAUGUUUUGUUUUAUUAUUUUCUUUUAUAUUAUAAAACAUUCAUUAAUGUGUAUCAUUUGUUCUAGUAAACAUGAAUUUCAUUAUAUUAUAAAAUUUGUAAUCAGUUGUUUGUCAUGGUGUGUUUUCAUAAAAUUAUAAUUGAAGUCGUGAAUUUAGUCCCUAAGGUAUGGAUCGUUUUAAUUUGUGAUAAUUUAUGUCAAAUAGUGCUACUGCCAACUACAGCCUCACAUAUUUUACAAAUUGAUUUUGAAGCUUUAAAUUAGAAAAUAAUUAAAAAAAAAAAAAAUUCAAUCUUGAUUUAAGUGAUUUCAUUAUCUUUAUUGAAUGUGUUCAAAGGUAAGUUAUCAACUUCGCGAUGACUUUAUUCCAAAAUUAAAUCAUCUAAUUUACAAUAUACGUUAAGUAUCGAUAGGAAGAUGAUGCCGUUUCCAUCGCCUUUUCCUUGAUAACUCUAUUGAUGCUACAGAAACCUACAUGUACCUGUCUGUCUGCUAAGUGUGAUUAAUGCAAACAGAACUAUAACUGUGUUUCUCAAUAGAGUACCCAGCCUCAAAGUGAAGGAAAUGAUUAUUCAGUGCAAUGACCAAUAGUGAGCAGGCCAUCAAUUUUAAGUUUAAUAUACAGUUGUAAUUUGUUUAGUAAUAUAUCGUGAAAUAGAUUUAAUGUGAGAUUAUCAACAAUAAAUAAGAGCAGAAAAGGUCAUGUCAACUGUUGCCCACCAAUUGGUAGCAGUUAUGAUGAUCCAAAAUGUAAGUUGGAUUGGGAAACAAAUAUUUUUAAAGAUGGCCUGAACUUAAAAGUAAAUAACAUUAAAGAAAAAUUACUCUAUAUUUCCCAUUCUUGAUACUUUUGUUUUACAGAACAGGAUAUUUUUACUGGUUGCUACAUAUUUGUAAUUUCCUCAAUUUGAAAAAUUAUUCAAAUAGCAGUUUGUAGUAUCAUACAUGUAUUCGUAGGUAGAUUCAAACUACUAGUAAAAAUAUCUUGUUUACACUUAUUUUGUUGAUGUUACAAAUUGAAUUAUUAACAGUACAUUGUAUGUACAGUAAGUAAUGUUUAUGUUGUGUGACUUGUAUUAUAAAUAUGGAAAUCAUUAUAUUACUGUUAUUUUAUAGGUGUAAUUGUAAAUAUAGGUUGAUUGAGUUAUGGCAGUUUUAAAGUUUGUUUUGUAAUUAAAAUGUAUUUAUUAACAGGAAAAUACCAAUUUAAAUUUAGGCUUUAUUGCAUAUAGUAUCCAAUUAAUUAUGAUUUUAAAGAAAUAGCUUAAAUUCCUAAUAUUUAGAAUAGAUCUUGAUCUAAAGAUCAUUUAUUAAGAUGUUUAAGUAUCAUGUUUCAAAUGCCUAUCAUAGCAUCUUUGAGAGUGUUUCUUCAUGUUACUGGAUUAGUAUUUUAGUGUGAUUAAUCAUUUCAUUAUGGUGAAACAAGUUAGUAUUUUAAAGUAAAUUUUUAGGUUGAAGAUCAUCAAUUACUUAUAAAAUUGUUGUUUACAAAUGUUAAGGUUUACAAUUAUUUGCACCUGUAAUUGUAUCCUAGUAGCAGGGAUGUGCCCAGAAAAAUAUUUAUGCUGAUUGAUAAUCUUAGGCAGGGGAUGCAUGAGGAGGACAGAAGCUCCCUUCUUAAAAGCAAGGGGAGUUGGUCCCUUGGGAGAAAAUUAUCAGGGUUUUUGGGGGGUUAUUUUUUUGGGGGGGGGGGCAGAUUGAAAAAGUGCAAUUUCGUGACAUUGUGGCGCAGUUUUGCCUUUUUCGUAAAUAAACUUUUUAUGAAAUCUCUGGUAAUUUAUAAUAAGUGGAAAUUGAUUUGCCUGUUUUUUGUUGAGAAAAUCCAUACUAUGGAUAAAAAUUACAGAGCUAAGCUUUACCAUAUCUUCAGUCUGAUUUCGGGUUUCCUCCCACUGUUGAAGACCCCUACGUGCAAGCAAAUUAUUGUAAUAAAAUUGAACCAUGUGUUAGUCCUGAACUGACCUACAUGUAGUUUGUGUCAAGUGGACAUUAAACCCCAUUUCUCUCUCUCUGAUUUCUGAACAUGUUUUUAAUCACCAUACAAAAUGGUGGCACUGCCAGAGAGAUCAACCUUUUUUACUAGCCAAACUCUUCCAAAUGCAAACAUUAUGAUGAGUAUGUUUGAUGGAUGGCAGACAUGCCCCUCUUAAUCAGCAAAUUGAUAUUUUAAAGACCUUUUAUUAAUUGUAUUACAUUAAAAAUAUAAUGCUGAACUACAAUGGUGCAGUGCCAGUAAACAAACUAGACUUUUUUAACCUCUCAUGCUAGUUAAAUGGCACUGAUAUGACUGGUUAAAAAAGUCUACAUAUCUGUGUUAGAUGUCUAUGUUAUAGGUCCGUUUGACAUGAGUCAAGAUGAUUUAUUCAAUUUAUGAGAUUAAAAGGAACAAAUAAAGACGCUUUUUUUCCAUUUUAAAUAAUCUUUGUUUACAAAAAAAUAAUGGACGAAAACCUGCUUCAAGAUAUUUUUCCCAGUCGGAAAAUAUUUGUGUUUGGCGGUGCUGCCCGGUAACUUUAAUAGUAGGCACAUCCCUGUACUAGUGUAUAGGUUAAAAAUAUACUGGUCAGUAGUAUCAAUAUGCCAAAACCUUUUGAAAUUAAUAUUAUAUAAUGUGUAUAUAGAUAAAUUUAAAUAUAUAAAUCAUAAAUUAAUGAAAUUUUAUGAAAAAAACAUGAAAAUUCAUGUAAAAUAUGUAUUGGUGGAUUUGUCUGGUAUUGUUGUAUAUGCACAAUGUUACUAAGGUUUAAGUAAGCAUGAUUCUCUCUCUCUCUCUCCCCCCCCCCCCCACCAAAAAAAAAAGGAAAAAAAGAACAAAACAAUAAAACCCCUUUCUCUUCAGACACUUAUAGUCCAAUAAUUCAUCCGCUUACUGAAAUGAAAUAUCAAAAAUACAUGUGUUAAAGGAUAUUUAAAUUUUAAAAUAUUUGUGGUAACUGCUCUAUUGUCCCUGUAAUAUUGACUGCAUACUUAAAUAAUCUUGAAGACAAGAAAAACAUCUUUCAAUUUAUAUGAUAAUGGCCAUUAAUUAUAUCUUUACCAAAAUAUUUAGCAUUGAUAGAUUUGAGUAUUUUAAACUGAUAUGUUGUUUUGAAUAAGUGGCCAAACAAUUUAAUUGUAUUUUAUAUGUAAACUAUGCAUUUGUGCUUCAGGUAUAAUGCAUAGUGCAAAGAAUUUUUCCCACAAGAGAGAGAACACCAGAUAUUUUUUGGGGUCCAUGUUGAAAAAUAAAGAGUAAUAAUGAUA
This is a messenger RNA of Patella vulgata (common limpet), 5119 nucleotides long. RefSeq names its product casein kinase I. Lineage: Eukaryota; Metazoa; Mollusca; Gastropoda; Patellidae. The coding region runs from base 202 to 1491 and encodes 429 amino acids. Gene Ontology annotation, biological process: peptidyl-serine phosphorylation; signal transduction; endocytosis. Gene Ontology annotation, cellular component: cytoplasm; nucleus. The transcript has 9 exons. The record is from RefSeq and is a predicted model, not a curated record. Gene Ontology annotation, molecular function: protein serine/threonine kinase activity; ATP binding.